AAGAGCAAUCAUAAGCAUCACUUCACGUUCACGACCACAAAAACUGAAAAACUGUACCACACUCACUCAGUCCCUUCUUAUUAUUAGCCCCCCUCACACCUACCCUAUCAUCAUGCACCACUUUGCCUUUGCCAUGGACAACUCUCACCUCCUCCAAUUCCUUCCCAACACCACCACUUCCACCAACAACACCCCCUUCUUCCACCAUGCACCACCACACACUCACUCCACCUUCUCUACUAAUUCCUCCAAUAAUACUAGUUCCUACCCCUUCCACCUCUCCCAAAUUACCGAAACACCCUCCCACCAUGAUAGAGCCCUCGCUGCCAUGAAGAACCACAAGGAAGCUGAGAAGAGAAGGAGGGAGAGAAUCAACUCCCACCUCGACCAGCUUCGCACUCUUCUCCCUUGCAAUUCCAAGACAGACAAGGCUUCGCUUUUGGCGAAGGUUGUUCAGCGGGUGAAGGAGUUGAAGCAACAAACAUCCGAGAUCACCGAGCUCGAAACCGUCCCGUCGGAGACUGACGAGAUCACGGUGCUCGCCACCACCGGAGGGGAUUACGCCUCCGGUGGUGACGACGGGAGGCUCAUCUUCAAGGCCUCGCUGUGCUGCGAGGACCGCUCUGACCUCAUCCCGGACCUCAUAGAAAUCCUCAACUCGCUUCACCUCAAAACCCUCAAAGCCGAAAUGGCAACUCUCGGAGGAAGAACUCGCAACGUUCUCAUCGUCGCUGCUGACAAAGAACACAGCAUUGAAUCCAUCCACUUCCUUCAGAACUCGCUCAAGUCCCUUCUAGACCGGUCCAGUUCCGGCGACAGGUCGAAACGACGCCGUGGCUUAGACCGAAGACUAAUGUCUUAAACCGGAUACUGUUUCCAUUGCUACACAUGCAAUAUGUUGGUUAAUUCGAAUAGGUUUAUGUGUUUGCAGGUUUUGGUAAUGUAAAGCGAAAUUAAGUUGGAUGGAUUAGGAGUUUAAUGACUCUGUAAUCAAUUUUACACUCUUAGUCAGAAAUCAGUUUUACUUUAUUAA
Molecule: messenger RNA, 1033 nt
Organism: Glycine soja
Lineage: Eukaryota; Viridiplantae; Streptophyta; Magnoliopsida; Fabales; Fabaceae
Product: transcription factor bHLH106-like
Exons: 2
Coding region: 113-862 (249 amino acids)
Biological process (GO): regulation of DNA-templated transcription
Molecular function (GO): DNA-binding transcription factor activity; protein dimerization activity
Source: RefSeq, a predicted model, not a curated record